CUGUGUCUCGGAGAUAGGGAGAAUCUGCACACAAGCGCUGACACUAUAGAUCUGGCCUCCGCAUGGCACAAAAUGAUGACCUUGGGCAGCUACUAAAUUUAUCAAGAGGCACAGCUCCACCCCUAACAUGGCUUCAAGUGGCAUCCCGCUGGACACCGCUGGACACCGCUGCUAUAUUCUCAACAACGAUGGAAGGAAUUCUAUAUGGCUUUUCGGUCCUCAUGUUUAUGGGAACUAUUUGGGCACUGACCUACAAACAACACAUGAAGGAUAUAAAUCGUCCAAUUGCUGUGGUGGCAAUCUUGCUGUUGACACUGAGUACUGCGCACAUGAUCGUAGAUAUCAUUCGUAUCGAACAGGGUCUGGUAACGUAUCGGGACACAUUCCCAGGGGGGCCAUCGGCGUUCUUCGCAGACGUCGCCCAAGAAACGUUUGUGAUCAAGAAUGCGAUAUACACCUUGCAAGCCAUGCUCAGUGAUGGGAUAUUGAUUUAUCGAUGUUAUGUCAUUUGGCAAACUGUCUGGGUCAUUAUCGUACCCAGUUUAAAGUCGUACCUCUUAUUUCCCAUGGAAGCAUGUGGCUUUUGUGCAGUUUACAGUAUCUCACAAGCGAGCAGCGGGGCCGCCAUCUUCGCCAAAGCAACUGGUCAAUGGAUCACGGCGUUCUAUUCCAUGACAUUCGCAACUAAUCUGUUAGCUUCAGGAUUGAUAGUGUAUCGCAUCUGGACGAUCGAACGCAAUGUCUCCGCAAUUCGCACUACGAAGAGCACUCUAAUGCCAAUAGUGCAUGUACUUGUGGAUGCGGCUAUUUUAUACUCUGUUGCGCUCUUCUCGGCAUUGGUAUGUUUCACCGCGUCGAAUAACGGACAGUACAUUAUGCUAGACAUGAUCAUGCCGAUCAUUUCGAUUGCCUUCUACAUGGUGAUCAUACGUAUCGCGAUCAACAAAAGAACUUCCAGUUACCUCCCGACCGCCAGUGGAGGGACCAGUGCGACAACACCAGGGAACUCGCGGCGAUAUCCUAUGAGGCCUUUGCAGGUGCAUAUAUCCCAGCUCGCGUACAACGACGAUACUUCGUCAUACAAAACAGGGAAGGUGGAGGUGAAGGGGGCAUCGUACUCCGUGUAGUCAGUGCUAUUUGCUCACUGUUCAGAAAGAGAAUAUGUUUCACUUACCAGGCGAGCAUGGUUGAAUGUCUGUGCAUGUGUUCGGUCCGGUUUUUGCCUAAUUACCUUACAGUAUCUCAUCUAGGUUUUAUGGCUUAA
This is a messenger RNA of Suillus subalutaceus, 1264 nucleotides long. RefSeq lists its product as uncharacterized. NCBI's taxonomy places the organism in Eukaryota, Fungi, Basidiomycota, Agaricomycetes, Boletales, Suillaceae. The record is from RefSeq and is a predicted model, not a curated record. Bases 63 to 1127 code for a protein of 354 amino acids. The transcript is spliced from 10 exons.